Neoarius graeffei (lesser salmon catfish) is the source of this 4607-nucleotide messenger RNA. It is a transcript of the gene comp, whose product is annotated as cartilage oligomeric matrix protein. The transcript has 21 exons. Lineage: Eukaryota; Metazoa; Chordata; Actinopteri; Siluriformes; Ariidae. Gene Ontology annotation, cellular component: extracellular region. Gene Ontology annotation, molecular function: protein dimerization activity; calcium ion binding. The record is from RefSeq and is a predicted model, not a curated record. Bases 1 to 4299 code for a protein of 1432 amino acids. Gene Ontology annotation, biological process: cell adhesion.
AUGGCGAAACUUAAGAGGAGGAACGCCAGCCCUAUAUGGGAUUUCUUUGAAUAUUCAUGCGAGACGGACAAGAGCGUGUGUAUGGUGGUGGAGAAUGGAAAUGUAUGUGGAGCUGCGCUGAAAGGAAAAAAUCCCACAAAUUUAAAAGUCCACCUGAGAAGUUUCCACAAGGACGCUAACAGUUGCUAUAUGGCUCAAUUAGCUGCUAGCCCUCCUGAAGCACGAGCAGAGACAGACAAACUGAGCACACGGAGUGGGGAAACUCCAAAAAUAUUCGACUUCCUCAAAGGUCGCCAAGACAGCUGGUCAGUAAAUACACAUGAACACUGUAAGAGGGAGGAAGCUCUGGUGAAUUUGUUUAUCCAUACAGGAAUGUCUACCCGACUCUGUGAGACACCGGCUUUCAAACAAUAUAGCUAUGCACUCGAGCCGAAGUUCAAGGUUCCAGGGGCUGCUCGAGUGAACAACCUGAUUGCAGGGCGGAUGGGAAAUGCCAAAAUGAAGUUGAAAGACAUACUGAAGGAUGCCAGGAAGAUAACCCUAUGUGUAGAUGGAUGGACUAAGAAGGGGUUGACUGCAUCAUUCCUAGGUGUGUCAGCGUGUUUCUAUCAUCCACCUGGGGGACGGGUAUACCACGCGCUACUAAGCUUGCAUCGUUUGGCCCAUCCUCACACUGGGGAAUGCAUUGCUCGCUGUAUUGAUGAGACCAUGGUGGCAUGGGAUAUUGUUGGAGACAAAGUUCUGCUCGUUGUGACGGACAAUGGCUCGAACAUCGUAAAAGCAGUGCGGCUGCUUAGUGCAAGACGUCCUGAUCAAAGUGAGCAGUCAACACACAGUGCACGGCUUCAACCUGGAGAUGGCCUGGAUGACGUGAUGUGGGAUGAACCAGAGUCUGACGAGGAGAAUGUGGAGGAUCUCAGCGAGAGUGGAGACAUUGAACUUGAUCUGCCAGAUGACUGCAAAUUCCAGAGGAUGCCAUGCCUGGCCCAUACCCUUCAGCUCAGCCUGAAAGAUGCCAUGAAGCACCCAAGCACAGAUCUGCUUUUAACAAGAGCAAGAAAGCUGGUACACUCAGUGAGGAAAUCAUCGUUGGCAAACGAAGCACUGAUCAAAAAGUGUGGUAAAACUCUGGUCCGAGAUUGCAGCACACAUUGGAACAGCACUUUCGACAUGUUGAGAAGGCUGCUGGAGAUCAGAACGGAACUGAACCAGGUACUGGAGGAGCUGGGCAUGGACACACUUCUCACAAGUGAUUGGUCCAAGAUGGAGAACCUGGUCAUGUUGCUUGAGCCCUUUGCCGUUCACACAGACCAACUUCAGAGUGACAGCCAGUCACUGUCACAAGUAGUGCCAUGCUUGCUCAACCUUGAGGCUCACCUGCAGACCACUACUGUUGCUGCGAAGCCGUUGGCACAAACGCUACUUAAGUCCUUAAGAGAGCGCUUUGCUGGCAUUCUGAGCCCUGCUUCCCUACAAUUUGAUGCAACACCAGCAGCCGCUUGCCUGCUCGAUCCAAAUGUGUCAGUAAUUCUUCAGAUACCAGACAUGGUGCCACUCAAAAUGGCCGCACAGUCUUUCAUUCAGAACAUGGCAGCUCAGUACAACCAGUACAACCCACCAACAACUCCUCAGGAGGACGUUGGCAAUGAAACUGAAACACCUUCGGCUCGUGCUGUCUUCCAGAAGUAUCGCUUUCUUGCCACUCGUAUGGAAGUCAAUGAACUUUUCCAAAAUGGCCCCGAGUAUGGAUCUCUGAUGGCAGAACUAAGGAGGUAUGAGGAUGACGUCAAAAAGGGUGUGUCUGAUGAGAAGCCACUGAAAUUCUGGCAGUCCAGAGAGGCGGUGUACCCAAAGCUUGCCCCUCUGGCACUAGAUCUUGUCAGUGCCCCUGCCUCACAGGCCUUUGUUGAGAGAAUCUUCUCAGUGUGUGGACUGUUGUCCUCUGGUCUGAGGAAUAGAGCGACUACAUCUCUGGAGCAGCGAGUUUUCCUGAAGAUAAACAAGGACUUACUCAAGAGAAAACCAAAUAUGUUAAUAUCUCUAUUUCUUCUUCUGCUAUUAUCUGGAUUUUUUAAUAUAGGAAGGAGUGUGGCGUCCAGCCAAAGAGCAUCAAAAGAUGAAGAGAUAAUAAACCAGAUUAAGGGUACAAACCAGGCUCUGGCUGAAAUUAAGGAACUGCUUAAGCAACAGAUAGAGGAAAUUGUAUUUCUGAAGAACACUGUUAUGGAGUGUGAAGCCUGUGGCAUGCACAUAUAUGUCCCAGAUCGAAAACCAGGCUGUGAUCCCAAUCCCUGCCACCCUGGAGUGACCUGUAUGGACACUGUUAAUGGUAUCAGAUGUGGGCCAUGUCCUCAAGGCAUGGUGGGCAAUGGCACCCAUUGCACAGAUGUUGAUGAGUGUGCUGUAAAACCAUGCCAUAUGGGUGUGAGAUGCAUCAAUACAUUUCCUGGGUUCCGCUGUGGUCAAUGUCCUGCUGGUUAUGCAGGUCCCCAGGUGCAGGGAGUCGGACUUGACCAUGCCAUCGCCAACAAACAGGUUUGCCGUGACAUAAAUGAGUGUGAAAUGUCAAAUGGAGGCUGUGUGGAGAAUUCCAUCUGUUUGAACACACCGGGGUCUUUCCGGUGUAGUCACUGCAAGCCAGGAUUCAUAGGAAACCAGACACAAGGCUGUAAGCCUGAGAGGUCAUGUGGGAAUGGGCAGCCCAACCCUUGCCAUGCAAGUGCUGAGUGCAUUGCCCAUCGGGAUGACAAUAUUGAAUGUGUUUGUGGCAUUGGUAUGGCUGGCAAUGGAUACUUAUGUGGAACAGACACAGAUAUUGAUGGCUUCCCUGAUGAAGAACUGCCAUGCUCUGACAGAAUCUGUGCUAAGGAUAACUGUCUCACAGUACCCAACUCUGGCCAAGAAGACGCUGAUCAGGAUGGUAUUGGAGAUGCAUGUGAUGAUGAUGCAGAUGGAGAUGGGAUCCUGAAUACAGAGGAUAAUUGUGUGCUUGUGCCAAAUGUAAACCAGAAGAACACUGACCAAGAUGAUUAUGGAGAUGCUUGCGAUAACUGUCACUUAAUUAAAAACAAUGACCAAAAGGACACUGACAGUGAUGGCAGUGGUGAUGAAUGUGAUAAUGACAUUGACGGUGAUGGCAUAAAAAAUGACAAAGACAACUGUGUGAAGGUUCCCAAUGCUGACCAGAUUGAUCGAGAUGGUGAUAAUGUUGGUGAUGCAUGUGACAGCUGUCCUUAUAUUCGCAAUCCUGAUCAGAUGGAUGUCGAUAAUGAUUUGAUUGGUGAUCCUUGUGACACCAACAAAGACAGUGAUGGAGAUGGUCAUCAGGACUCAAGAGACAACUGUCCAGCAGUCAUAAACAGUUCUCAGUUGGACACGGACAAAGAUGGCAAAGGGGAUGAGUGUGAUGAUGAUGACGACAAUGACGGCAUUCCUGACCUCCUUCCUCCGGGACCAGAUAACUGCAGACUCAUCCCCAACCCGCUCCAGGAAGAUUGGGAUGGGGACGGAAUUGGAAAUGUCUGUGAAAAGGACUUUGACAACGAUACAGUCAUAGACCCUAUUGAUGUGUGCCCUGAGAAUGCAGAAGUCACCCUUACCGACUUCCGAGCCUACCAGACUGUAGUGCUGGACCCAGAAGGAGAUGCACAGAUUGAUCCAAAUUGGGUGGUGCUUAAUCAGGGAAGAGAGAUCAUUCAAACCAUGAAUAGUGACCCUGGAUUAGCUGUUGGUUACACAGCAUUCAAUGGUGUGGACUUUGAAGGGACGUUUCAUGUAAAUACAAUAACAGAUGAUGACUAUGCUGGGUUUAUCUUUGGCUAUCAGGACAGCUCUAGUUUUUAUGUAGUCAUGUGGAAGCAGGUGGAGCAGAUCUACUGGCAGGCGAAUCCCUUCCGAGCUGUGGCUGAACCAGGAAUCCAACUCAAGGCUGUGAAAUCCAACACAGGGCCAGGAGAGAAUCUGCGAAACUCAUUGUGGCACACAGGUGAUACUGCCAACCAGGUGAAGCUACUGUGGAAAGAUCCGAGAAACGUGGGCUGGAAGGACAAGACUUCUUAUCGUUGGUUCCUGCAGCACAGACCCCAUGAUGGGUACAUCAGGGUUCGGUUCUAUGAAGGCCCAAAGAUGGUUGCAGACACAGGGAUCAUUAUUGACACGACCAUGAGAGGAGGCAGACUUGGAGUGUUCUGCUUCUCACAGGAGAAUAUCAUCUGGGCCAAUCUGCGCUACCGAUGCAAUGAUACCAUUCCGGAGGACUUCGACACAUACAGAGCCCAACACAUCCAGCUGCAAAUUUAGCCUCAGUCAUCAUCCCAAGUCUUAAAAUCAUUUUAUCCUUCACAUUGACUAGUGGUUCUUCUUGACCAAUGCUUUUCAAAGUGUGACUUGGAGACCUGCAGGGGUCAGUGAAGGAUUUCCAGGCGGUCCCAUUAGGUUAUUAGUGUGAAUAUUACCUUAUUAAAGUAUUUGGUGGGUAACUUGAAUUGAACGGGUGUAAUCUGAACCUCAAUAACAAGUAGGCCUAUAAAUAAUGCCAAAAAAUGUCCAGUCAGUGGAAAGUUAAUUGAAUAGAAGCUCUCUAUAAAAGUCAUACAAAUAAGCAAAAU